AUGAUUAUUGUAUUAAUAGCUAUUCUUCACAUCGCCCGACCCAGCAACGCUGGUGAUGCAAGGCAAGUGGCGAUCAAAUCUGCAAUCAGUCAGCUGAGGUGGCGGCGCAGCUCGGACGCAACUCUCCUGUCAAUGGCGACGAGCCGCGAAUGCCACAGCCAAAAACGUUUAGGUUGCCCACAGCACGACGACCAGUACCGAAAACGCCAGAAGGCCACUGGCAGUCAUUUGGAACUCGAUCAAGGCUCUUGCGAGCGCAAUGAUUUGGCUCUUACCGCUUACUCCUUUACCAAGGCAGCUGCCUUGACUCGCGAUUUCGCCUCCUGCUCGACUACAAUGACGUUAUUAGACUGA
Molecule: messenger RNA, 354 nt
Organism: Beauveria bassiana ARSEF 2860
Lineage: Eukaryota; Fungi; Ascomycota; Sordariomycetes; Hypocreales; Cordycipitaceae
Exons: 4
Coding region: 1-354 (117 amino acids)
Source: RefSeq, a predicted model, not a curated record